AAGAGCACCACAGAGAGAAGGCCACAAGGGGACGAAGUGGGCGCCUUCAUAGCAUUUUUUUCUCUGUGCAAAGCUUGAAGAGAGAGAAAUCCAGUGCUAAAAGCCGCUCUUUAAUUUAGCUCACUCGUCUACCUCUUCCUUUCUCUCUGUAACCCAUCCUCUCUCUUUCUCUCGCACACAAAAACCAACAAAGCGUGCCAGUGAUCGAGCAAAGCAAGCGGCAGGGAAUAUAUUUCAAGAAAGGCCUCUCUCUGAUCAGAAGAAGCUCAUGGGCGCCAUGAUGGCCUCCAUAACCAGCGAGCUCCUCUUCUUCCUCCCCUUCGUCCUUCUGGCCCUCCUCACCGCCAAAUGCCACGGCGCGCACCGGUGGCGCCGGUCGAGGAAGAAGCGACCGAACCUGCCCCCGGGCGCCACCGGCUGGCCCUUCAUCGGCGAGACUUUCGGCUACCUCCGCCCCCACCCGGCGACCUCCGUCGGCCAGUUCAUGGAGCAGCACGUCGCACGGUAUGGGAAGGUAUACCGUUCGAACCUGUUCGGGGAGCGGACGGUGGUGUCGGCGGACGCGGGGCUGAACCGGUACAUCCUGCAGAACGAGGGGCGGCUGUUCGAGUGCAGCUACCCGCGCAGCAUCGGCGGCAUCCUGGGCAAGUGGUCCAUGCUGGUGCUCAUCGGCGACGACCACCGCGAGAUGCGCACCAUCUCGCUCAACUUCCUCAGCUCCGUCCGCCUCCGCGCCGUGCUCCUCCCCGAGGUGGAGCGGCACACCCUCCUCGUCCUCCGCUCCUGGCCGCCAUCCCCCUCCUCUCCCGACGCCGCCUUCUCCGCCCAGCACGAAGCCAAGAAGUUCACGUUUAACCUGAUGGCGAAGAACAUAAUGAACAUGGACCCGGGGGAGGAGGAGACGGAGCGGCUGCGGCGGGAGUACAUCACCUUCAUGAAGGGGGUCGUGUCCGCGCCGCUCAACUUCCCGGGGACGGCCUACUGGAAGGCGCUCAAGUCUCGUGCUACCAUACUUGGAGUAAUAGAGAGGAAAAUGGAAGAGAGGGUUCAGAAAAUGAGCAAGGAGAACUCAAGUGUAGAGGAAGAUGAUCUUCUUGGAUGGGCCCUGAAGCAAUCUAAUCUCUCAAAAGAACAGAUCCUGGACCUUUUGCUCAGCCUGCUCUUCGCCGGGCAUGAGACGUCAUCAAUGGCGCUGGCCCUCGUCAUCUUCUUCCUUGAAGGAUGCCCUAAGGCUGUCCAAGAACUCCGGGACGAGCAUCUUGAGAUUGCUAGGAGACGAAGGCUAAGAGGAGAGUCCAAAUUGAGCUGGGAAGACUACAAGGAGAUGGUUUUCACACAAUGCGUUAUAAAUGAGACAUUGCGGCUAGGCAACGUGGUCAGGUUCCUGCACCGGAAAGUCAUCCGGGAUGUGCACUACAACGGGUAUGACAUUCCACGCGGAUGGAAAAUUCUGCCGAUAUUAGCGGCGGUUCAUCUCGAUUCGGCCUUGUACGAAGACCCCAAUAGCUUCAACCCUUGGAGAUGGAAGGGCAACGCGCCCAGCAGCUUCAUGCCGUACGGCGGCGGCACGCGGCUGUGCGCCGGGUCGGAGCUUGCCAAGCUGGAGAUCGCCAUCUUCGUGCACCACCUGGUGCUCAACUUCCGGUGGGAGCUCGCCGAGCCGGACCAGGCCUUCGUGUACCCCUUCGUCGACUUCCCCAAGGGCCUCCCCAUCAGGGUCCGUAGAAUUGCACAGGAAGAAGAGUAAAUAUAACGCAGUGGUAUAUCUAGGGAGGAGUACAGAGGAAACGUACCCGUUUCGUUGCUUCUUUUAGGGGGGGGGGGGGGUCUGUGUUUAUGUAGAAAGUGGUAAACAACAUAGGAUAUGUAGAGUAAAAAUGGCUGGAAAAAUAGAGGACAUCUAGCCUUUUUUAUUUUUUAAAUAAAAAUGCAAAUAUAUAAGUCCGUUUUGUGAAAAUUGUAAAUCUAAACUUCUAUUGUUUGAGUUGAAUUUUUUGGAGAGUUAAAUAAUAGCAUCCUCUACACCAUAGAAUUGUUUCUAAAAAAUUUUAUUACUAUUUCGAUAGUGUUUUGAAUUUUGAAAGCCCCAAGAGACAUGCACAAAUUUGGCCUCAUUUCAUCAUACCUUUAGUCUUAUAAAUAGCCUUUGUGUCAAACAAAAACGCUCCUCUCUAUAGAACAAAUGACAACAAGUCCAGAGGAAGAACGUACAGGCAAAAAAAUUCCAAUGUGCUGGUCUACAUUCUCCAUGAAAUUCACAUUAGUCUUACAAGUAUUUUGCAGAAAAGCUAGAAUGAUUCUCACAUGAUUCAAAAACCAGGUGAAGGUUAGCUAGAGCCUAUAUGUGCCAUGGCCGCCCUCCAAUGUUGCAAGUCCUUAAACAAAAUAUUGAACAAUGAGAAGGACCCUUUUUUUACUUUAAGAUCAAGAAGUGCUAUGAUUGAGACAACAAGGUGAAGGUUAGCAAAAUCCUUUCGUCUCAAAGGAAAAAUCCCUCCUGCCAGCAAUCAAAGCCAGUACAUAAACAAACUAAAAAUAGGACAACACCUUUCUAGAAGCCGUAUAAACCUUUUUUUACUCAUAGGCACACAUCACCACAUGCACAUACUCAUAUAGCGUCAAAAAAACAAAAAUACAAAAACUUAAAUAUUAUCGAAGUUACCAAAACUCUCACUUUCAAACGGUACAUCGCCUAUCAGCGAGCAAAUCCAAUACGCGAGCAAACUAAAAAUGGGUCAACACCUUUCUAGAAGCCGCAUGAAACUUUUUCUAGAAAUAUCAAUAUAACUUAUAGGUGUACUCCACCACACGCAUAUACUCAUAUAAUAUUUACUGAAGAAAAAAAAUACAAAACUUAAAAGAUUGAUGAAGUUACCAAAAUUCAGCCAUAAGCCACGAAAAGCUCAAUAAGGGCUGAAAAUAACAGCAAAAAGCGUUGCAAAAAUGGCCAUAGCCCAUGACCCAAGCGAUGCUGGCUAAAGCGGGUUCCAAAAUCUACAGCGGCCCAUAACCUGAGAGGCCCAACUGGCCCAGUUUGAGACUGGCACCAAUCAGGAUCUCCCACCGUUGCAGCCAGCCAGCCAGCCACAACGCUUUCAUCUGCGUUUCCUCCCACAAAGGAUCCCAGAAACUCAAUGACGCAUGCAGUGACGCUAAUUCCCCGCAAGUGGCGGUCGCCCCACGGCAUCGACGUGUCACCGCCAACAACCCUCCGACACGUGCUCGUCAUCCUGCCUGUCCGAAUCGAACCGCCUCAUCCUGGCCGUCGGAUUCCCCUAACCGGGCGAUAAAUACCUAUGCUUCGCCUGCUAAUACUUUCCCACCAACAAGCCCUAGCCACGUUAAUCUAGAAGUCGCCGGGUUCCUCCGCCUAACGUCAAUCCCCUUCCCUUCUAGAUCCGGAUCUCGCCGAAAUCCCGAAACAACUUUCCCUAUUUGAUCUGUCCCUGCGAUUUCCCGGAUCGACAACGGAACGGUGAAUCUUUCUCUGUUGUUCAUUUGUGCGAAGCGUGCGUUGGUUUUGUGUUGCGCAGGUCCCCAUCUGAUGGCUGGGCUGCUCGUGCGACGACCUGAAGAGAGAUGUGCGGAAGCUGCGGAUAUGCUUGUUUGGGCGUGCUGGAUCUGGGAUCGAUCUGACGCGUCUCGGCGGGAUUGGUAUUCUCCGAGCGGAUUUGUGGCGUUGAAGAUUACCGAAGCGUCGUAUGGCAGGAUUUCUGGUUCCCUUGCGCCCCACCUUGCGUGAUGAUGUUUCUGGAUGAAGUUUGGAUAAUUAUUAGAUCUGAGAUAUGUUGCUCAGAGCGAGCCGUGCCGAGCUGAAGGCAAGGUAAGGUAAACUGGUAAAGCAUGUAACAAGCGACUUGUCGAGAGGCCCAAAAAAAAGGUCGAAGAGGGGAAAAAGAGUAGAAAAGAAGAGAUGUGACAUCUUAUAGAGGUCUUUGCCAUGAUGGGUGCGCUCGCAUGGCAGACCACCGUAAUAAAGAUGUUAGUUUUGUGUCCUGGGGGGAGAUCGCACGGGGGCAUCUUUCUUAAUCCCCGGGUUCUCCCCUUUUGUGUCCCUGUGUCCUUCCGCUUGCGCUCGUCUUGCGAGUUGCGUCCAACUACAACUUUCGGCAUGCGACAAUUUAACAAGGAGCUACAGCGCUACACCCCAAGCUAGAUGAAGAUCUGUUAGAGUCUACAGCAAUGAUGUGUGGAGCGGUGCCGUUGGUGGCUAUUGUUUCUUAUGGAUGCUGGUCUCAUUGGUGGCUGCUGGAUGUCUGGAGGCUACACAGAAGUGCUACCUAGUGGUCUCAAACAGCCUCCGCCAAUCUAGAUGUUCGUGACCGAUGCGGGUCAUAGUUGGUAUCGUUCUGCACCAAGUGUUUGUGGUGAUGGUCGACUGUACAAUUUUGUGUGCAAGGAUGUACAUUCUGAGGUAGUCUACAUCUGAAUGGUGCUGGAAGGGUCGUUUUAUCUGGACAUUAUUACGUAGCCAGUUGAGGUUGGCAGCACUUAACGUGGAGGCCUUUCGUUAUUAUCUACCUGGAACAGAAAUUUGGACGAUGUAUGAAGGUAUAUGUGCUUAAUCGUAUUUUUACACAAUUGCAUUCUGA
Molecule: messenger RNA, 4592 nt
Organism: Phragmites australis (common reed)
Lineage: Eukaryota; Viridiplantae; Streptophyta; Magnoliopsida; Poales; Poaceae
Product: steroid (22S)-hydroxylase-like
Exons: 10
Coding region: 269-1747 (492 amino acids)
Biological process (GO): sterol metabolic process
Molecular function (GO): heme binding; oxidoreductase activity, acting on paired donors, with incorporation or reduction of molecular oxygen; iron ion binding
Source: RefSeq, a predicted model, not a curated record